Molecule: messenger RNA, 1134 nt
Organism: Polyodon spathula (Mississippi paddlefish)
Lineage: Eukaryota; Metazoa; Chordata; Actinopteri; Acipenseriformes; Polyodontidae
Product: gonadotropin-releasing hormone II receptor-like
Exons: 3
Coding region: 1-1134 (377 amino acids)
Biological process (GO): G protein-coupled receptor signaling pathway
Cellular component (GO): membrane
Molecular function (GO): peptide binding; gonadotropin-releasing hormone receptor activity
Source: RefSeq, a predicted model, not a curated record
AUGACUGCCUUUAUUCCCAUUUUUCAGGCGAUGACAGAGUCUCCAGUCUCAUGCAAUCACACACAGAAUAUUGUGACUUUAGUUGUCACAGUCUCCGCCACCAACUCCUCUGAACCCUGGAAGGAGCCCUCCUUCACAGCAGCGGCCAAACUCCGUGUCGUGCUCACCUUCUGCUUCUUCCUCUUCGCUGGGUACAGUAACUCUGCGGUGCUCUACAGUGUCGCUCGCAAAGGAACAAAGUCCCACAUCCGCAUCCUGAUCCUCAGCCUCACCAUCGCUGACCUGAUGAUCACCUUCAUCGUGAUGCCACUGGACACAAUCUGGAAUAUUACAGUCCAGUGGUAUGCAGGGGAGGUACCCUGCAAAGUGCUCAACUUCCUGAAGCUCUUUGCCAUGUAUUCCUCCGCCCUGGUGCUUGUGGUCAUCAGCUUGGAUCGACACACAGCCAUCCUGUAUCCUUUCAGCUUCACUGGAGCCAGUCACCGGAACAAGGUCAUGCUUGCUGUUGCUUGGACAGCCAGCAUUCUCCUGGCCUCACCACAGCUGUUUCUAUUUCGACUGCGCACGGCUGAAGGGGUGAAUUUCACGCAGUGCAUUGCGUCGGGCAGUUUUAACGAGCGCUGGAAGGAGACGCUGUACAACAUGUUCACCUUCGUCACCCUGUACGUGACCCCGCUGAGCGUAAUGAUCUUCUGUUACGCCAGAAUCCUGUGGGAGAUUGGCCGGCAAGUGAACCAUGGCAAAGCUCUAACAAGAAGCAAAAAUGACCACAUCUCCAAAGCGAGACUGAAAACUCUCAAAAUGACGAUCGUGAUUGUGGCCUCCUUCAUUGUGUGCUGGACCCCGUAUUACCUCCUGGGGCUCUGGUACUGGUUCCAGCCCAACAUGAUUGAGGAAAUGCCAGAGUACAUCCAUCACUCCCUGUUCUUGUUUGGCCUGCUCCACACCUGCUCUGACCCCAUCAUCUACGGCCUCUACACGCCCUGCUUCAGGGAGGAUAUGCGAAUGUGUUGCCAUAGCGUAACGAGACACAAGCUGGCACGGAGACCCAGGUCUGUCACCCGGCUCCAUGUAAAUGGUGACAAUAUGGGGUGUGCCGUUUCAAACGGGACAGCACUUCAGACUGUGUUUUAA